AUGAGGCCGUCUCCCUCGUCAGGUUCCCCGUGGAUCCAGGUCACCAGAAAAGACUUCGAUGACCCGUUCGAUCAGCGCUAUCCGAGUGGUCCUUACAUGGAUUUCAUCGUUAAGUCCAACACCGCAACGGAGAAAAGCUUUGGCUUGUUAGUUAUCACAUUCUACGAGCUUGAGCCGAUCUACGCUGACCACUUUCGCAAUGAUUGCAAGCCUCCUACAUCAUGGAGCAUCGGCCCGCUCUGUCUCACAAAACUACCGAAAAACCUAAAUCUAGGUUUUGAGAAAAAGAAAAAACCAUGGAUGGAAUGGCUCGACCGUCAUAGCCCGGUCCUGUACGUCGCGUUUGGGUCACAGGUUCAAAUCUCGCCAGCUCAGCUCCUGGAAAUAGCCCUGGGGCUGGUAUCCGCGGAGGUGAGCUUCCUAUGGGUUGCGAAAAAGAGCGAGAUGGAUGAGGUCGAGGUGGAGACUGAAAGGGGACUUGUGGUGACGGAAUGGGUCGAUCAAGAGGAGAUUCUCGAGCACCCGAGUGUUCGGGGGUUCCUGAGCCACUGCUGGUGGAACUCGGUGCUGGAUGGAGUAUACUUUGUCCACCUUAUUUAUCUACCCACUUGA
Molecule: messenger RNA, 612 nt
Organism: Salvia splendens (bonfire salvia)
Lineage: Eukaryota; Viridiplantae; Streptophyta; Magnoliopsida; Lamiales; Lamiaceae
Product: UDP-glycosyltransferase 90A1
Exons: 1
Coding region: 1-612 (203 amino acids)
Molecular function (GO): UDP-glucosyltransferase activity
Source: RefSeq, a predicted model, not a curated record